Molecule: messenger RNA, 1661 nt
Organism: Acipenser ruthenus (sterlet)
Lineage: Eukaryota; Metazoa; Chordata; Actinopteri; Acipenseriformes; Acipenseridae
Product: GDP-D-glucose phosphorylase 1-like
Exons: 1
Coding region: 112-1401 (429 amino acids)
Biological process (GO): glucose metabolic process
Cellular component (GO): cytoplasm
Molecular function (GO): GDP-D-glucose phosphorylase activity
Source: RefSeq, a predicted model, not a curated record
CCAGGUACUAAUGUGGUUUGCUAAAAUGUGCACCGAGUGUGUGUCUAGUUACUGCAAGCAGGAUGCAGGGUCCAGACACACACCCAACAUCAUCCGCACACGUCAUGCAAGAUGUCUGCGCACUGUGCAAAUGCUUGCUCGGCUACCGGGGUCGAGAACAUUGAAACUGGAACCACGGUUCGGGAACAAACCGAACCCCAUGUCUGUAACUCUCCGACACACGAGUUUGUGUACUCCGAUAGAGAUUUCAUCCGGAGCGGGGUUCUGUGGCUGGAUAAACGCCGAGUCGGUUUGAACAGCGAUUGUGCAGCUGGUUGUCAGCCGCUGUCUCGGUUCGAUCUGACACUUCGGUUGGGAUGGUUGGAGAAGGAGCAGCUCGGGUUUUUCCGGUACCAUCUCGGGGAUUUGCAAACUAAGAUUCUGCCCGGCCCGCACGGGUUCGUGGCCCAGUUAAAUAUUCAGCGAGGAAAGGAGAGACGAAAACCACAAGAAAUACAAAGUAUUAGACAAAGCUUUAACCCGAACCAGUUCAACUUUAAUAAAAUCGAACCGGGGGAAAUUCUGUUUGAAAUCAGGAAGGAAAAUAAGCACGAGCCCAGCACAGAACCACAAUUCAGUACAGUCAGCAACGGUCAGAGUGUCUCAGGUACUGACGCAGCUCAGAUAGAUCCGAAUGGUCCUGCUUAUUUAGAUGGUGGGGUUACUCACACUAAAACGCUGGUUGUAAUUAAUGUGAGCCCAUUGGAGUUUGGGCACUGUUUGAUUAUCCCCGAACCAUCCCUGUGCCUUCCUCAGGUUCUAACCCGGGACGUGGUCCGAAUCGGGAUCGAGUCCGUUCUGCUGAGUUCCCAUCCGGGUUUCCGAGUGGGUUUUAAUAGCCUGGGUGCAUUUGCGUCUGUGAACCAUUUACAUCUUCAUGGCUACUAUCUGGACCACAUGCUUCGCAUCGAGUCUGCCCGAACCGAACCUCUCUGUCCAGGGCAAGCAUUUCACCUCCUCUCAGAUACCCCCGCCGGCUUCCUAUUUUACACCGAGGGCGAGUGCUUGGGUGCACUGAUCCACAACAUCUGCAAAGUCACCGACUGUUUAGUGGAAAAGAACAUUGCACACAACCUGUUCGUGACUCGAGGCCGCCCACCCGGUGCCUCACUUCAUUCCGGGACGUCCCGGCCAGGGAUCCGCGUCAUUAUCUGGCCCCGGCUCUCCUGCUUUGGGGCCAAAGAGGAAACCGCGUUUAACGUGGCCCUGUGUGAGCUUGCUGGUCAUUUGCCGUUCAAGAACCGACAAGAUUUCGAUACGAUCACCGAGGCUGAAGUGACAGAAAUCGUCCAGAAAUACCUCCUCCCUGAAAAGGAGUUUUCUAUGCUGCAGUCACAACUGAUGCACCUUCUACACGAGUAAACGCUGAACACUGAGAACCUAUACUGUAAUGUGGUUGUAAUGUUAAAAAAAUCAUUAUCAGUCUGUCAACUAAAUAUGCUACAAACUUGUACAACCCCAAAUGCUUUUUUUUUUUUUUUUAAUUAUAAAGGUAUACAACACCGUUUUUUUUUUCUUGUUUCAUAUACAUUUUGGUCAAAUGGGUUCUGUAAAUAUUAUAAUUCUGUUUAUAUUACCACACUGAAGAAUGAGUAUGUGUAAGUAAAGUUAAUAUUGUGGAA